UCUCUGAGAUAUUCAUGUAUUGAUUAAAACUUACUGAGGUUAAAAGAUGAUGUUAAAAAUACAAAUGAUAAGAAAUUUAAACUUUGAAAAUAAUUUGUGAACUAGGAAGUUGAUAUUUAUAUAUUUUAAUUUACAUUUGAAGAAGAGUUUCGAAUAUCAAAAUAGUAGACGCGGAAGUAUGUGGUGAACUAUUUUUGGCAACACACAAUUACUAAUUAGGAAUUAUAUACCACUGUCUGUUACAACAGAACUCCGUGUCAUUGAUGGAUAAAAUCAAAAUUAAAGUAUAUUCUAUCAAUGCAAACUUUAAAAUACAGUAUUUCUCGUAAGUCUACGACAUAGAUAACUAAAACAUGUAUGUUAUUUAUAAAUAGUAUGGUCAUUGCGUACUGCGACUUUUUGGACUUAUUUGGCCUUGAACAGGAAAGAACAAAUUUCAUGUAGAAUGUUUAAUUUGAUCACGUGACAAUUGUUUACAUUUUAUAAAAUGGAACAGUUAUGUGAUUGUGAUUAUGAAUAUGAUUCAGAGGAUCAGUAUACAAUGCCAGAGUUUCACCAGAAGUACAAAGAUAAGCUGCCAUUGUUAGUGGUGGUAUCAGGCGGGUUCAACGGGAAAACAACUUACGACGAAGUAUCUACUAACCAGGUUAUAUGGUUCCAUCGUGUUUGUAAACAAACAAGGGUAUUGGGAAGAUUAUCAAACCAAGCUGUUCGUCAAUAUGAAGAAUUCAUCACUAUACCAGUUCACAGCAGUCACAUGUUUACUGUGUUUACGAGUUCCAGACAUGAAUCAGAUCCAGAGACUUUAGAAGACAUACUGACAAAACACAAGUUACCUGUACUAGUACGACUGGCGAGCGAAGCUAACGAUUACACCCUGAGAACAGUCAAACGCUACACCAUUUUACUCAUAAAGACAUACACGGAAACAUUUCUACAAGGAAACUGUCUGCAAGAUGAUAUACUAUUGCCCCCGCCUUUACUCUUGGCAAUUUCUCCUGAUAUAUCAGUAGCAAUCGCCACUGGGUAUGUGAAAAAAACUAAAGACGCAUUCAAUAGGAAAUUAAGACAAAUUAGUGAAUUUGUGAAGAGAAAUGUUGAAUUGAAAGAAAAAGAAGGAUGCAAAGAAAUAACACUGUUCGAUAAACAAGAUUCCACAACUGGCACGGGAAAUAGCAUACCACCAGAUCUUUUGCCAAGCUACGACGAGGACUUUAUUUAUCAAGAUAUUGUACCGGAUUCAAAUUGGAUACCGCCAAUACCACCUAACCCUGGAACGAGACCAUCCUUACCGGCGCGACCACCAGACGGUUUACUGUACCAGGAGGAUAUACCAGUAGAAUCAGAUAGCCAGUCGAGAGAUUUAUCAACCGGUAGUGGAAACAAUUUGACGGUUUAUGACGAUGAUGAAAGUGGGUACAAUUCAUCGGCAGGGUCUAUUAAAUCGCAUGUAAGUGACAUGUCCGUUGAAGACAUCCAGUCUCUCUUAGAAGCUUUGAAUUUAACAAAGUAUAAAAAGGACUUCCGAAAACAUCUUAUUGAUGGUGCAAUGCUAGAGGGCCUCGAAGAAACGAUUUUGAGAGAAGAUUUUAAAUUUAAACAUGUCGAAGUUAUUAGAUUGAAGAAAUUCAUAAGAGAAGGAUACAUGCCAAAACAUCGAUUAGUCGAUUUUAAAUUUGAUGAUAUGGAAAAUUCAUGUAGUUCUAAGUAUGUAUAUGAUCCCAAACAUCAGUACACCUUACCAGACUUUUAUCAGAAGUAUGGAAAUCAGUUACCAUUGUUGGUCAUUGUGACAGAAGGAUUUAGUGGGAGGACAGCUUACGAUGAACUAUCUACUAACCAGGUUAUAUGGUUACAUCGUGUCGUUCACCAAAUAAGAGCAAUAGGACGACUUGCCAACCAAGCCAAUCGUAAACACGAAGAAUUUGUUAGUAUUCCAGUUUGUAGCAGUCAUAUGUUUUCUGUCGUAAAGAAUUUUAGAAACGAAUCAUACCCCGAAACGUUGGAACUAAUACUGAGUAGAAACAAAUUACCCGUUCAAGUAAGACUUGUGACUGGGGAUGAUGAAUUCACAAUGAGAACCUUACGGCGCUACAACAUGUUAAUUCUAAAUAAAUAUACUGAAACUUAUUUAAAAGGAAACUGUCUACAAGAUGAUAUACUGUUGCCUCUUCCGUUACUCUUAGCACUUUCUCCAAAUAUAUCAAUUGCUAUUGUAACUGGAUAUAGAGAUGGGUCUAAAGAGAAUUUCAAGAGAAAAAUAGAAAGUUUAAAUGCAUUUGUAAAUACAAAUGUUGGGUUAAAAGUAAAUGAAGGAUGCAAAGAAAUUACACUUUUUGAUAAACAAUAUUCAACAACUGGCACUGGAAAUUGUGUACCAAUCCAUCUAUUGCCAAACUUAGACGAAGUCAUUUAUCAUGAAAUUGAAACAGAUCCAUAUUGGAUACCGCCAAAACCAUGCAAGCGUAGAUUGAAACCGCCACUUCCGGCACGACGACCAGAGGGUUGGCCUGACCUAGUUAGAUCUCAGAACGAGUCAGAAAAACAAUUAUCGGAAUCAAAAACAAUGGGUAACAAUGCUGAAAGCGGGCAAAGCUCAUCUGCAUGUUCAAUACAAUCAUAUGUCAGUGACAUGUCUGUUAAUGACAUUCAGCAUCUUUUAGAGGCGUUCAAUUUAUCAAAGUAUCAACAAGAUUUCAAGAAACAUUUAAUAGAUGGUGCAAUGCUAGAGGGACUUGGUGAAGAUAUACUAAGAGAUGACUUUAAAUUUAAGCAAGUGGAAGUUGUUAGAUUAAUGAAAUUCAUACGGGAAGGUCAUAUCCCAAAACAACGAAAUUAAUGAAAUUAUUGAAAAAUGAUUUUAACAACUUCGUGCGGUCCCUAUAAGAGUUAAAAAUAAC
Mytilus trossulus (common blue mussel) is the source of this 2900-nucleotide messenger RNA. RefSeq lists its product as uncharacterized. Lineage: Eukaryota; Metazoa; Mollusca; Bivalvia; Mytilida; Mytilidae. The transcript is spliced from 10 exons. Gene Ontology annotation, molecular function: protein binding. The coding region runs from base 488 to 2839 and encodes 783 amino acids. The record is from RefSeq and is a predicted model, not a curated record.